Messenger RNA from Besnoitia besnoiti, 666 nucleotides. RefSeq lists its product as uncharacterized. The coding region runs from base 1 to 666 and encodes 221 amino acids. The transcript is spliced from 2 exons. NCBI's taxonomy places the organism in Eukaryota, Apicomplexa, Conoidasida, Eucoccidiorida, Sarcocystidae. Gene Ontology annotation, cellular component: membrane. The record is from RefSeq and is a predicted model, not a curated record.
AUGAAGCUCAACCUUGCGUCCGUGGGCGUGGCUGCCGUCCUCGCAUUCUCUGCUCGCGAGGCAGCGGCCAUCCGCCAGGCCACAUCGCAACACCCGGUCGCGGAUCCACCACAAGAAGAGAAGAUACAGACUUGCUCCGGUAAACCGCUGAAGCUGUCAAUCUCGGAGACCAACGGAUCAGCUGCUUUCAUAUGCCCCAGCGCAUUGUCGCUGCUCGACCCCACAUACACGCAAGACACCAAGGACCAGCUGGUUCACUUCGGCAACGAGACGAAAAAGCUUACCGAGGUUCUGCCGAAGGCUAAGCUGGAGAAAGCGGCAGUUUCCGCUUCAAGCCCAAGUCAGCCUGCCUCUCGUACGCCCAGUGGUGGGGGAGACCAGCAGACUCUUGGAGAUGUAUACAAGCUGACCGUGUCGGAGUUGCCCGCGCAGGAGACAGCAGUACGAUUCAAAUGUACGGCAGCUGGCAAGAAAGCAGAAGAGGAGCACGCGCAGCAAAAGAGCGCUUCGAGCCAAGAGGUUACCAGCCCUACUCAGACGGAGUGCGAAGUCACCGUCACCGUGGCGUCAUCAGCAGGCGCGUCCGCAGCGUUCCGCCCGGCUCAUUUGGCGACUGUGGUUGCGAGCAUUGCCGCCAUGAGCGGGUAUCGUCACUUCUGUGCGUGA